Hemiscyllium ocellatum (epaulette shark) is the source of this 7098-nucleotide messenger RNA. Its product is annotated as pecanex-like protein 1. Gene Ontology annotation, cellular component: membrane. The transcript has 35 exons. The coding region runs from base 58 to 7098 and encodes 2346 amino acids. NCBI's taxonomy places the organism in Eukaryota, Metazoa, Chordata, Chondrichthyes, Orectolobiformes, Hemiscylliidae. The record is from RefSeq and is a predicted model, not a curated record.
CAUGGCGGCCGGUUAACGGAUGCUGCAGCCGGGUCGGGGCUAACGGCUGUGUCCGCUAUGGGCUGGCAUCUAGUCAGCCUCCUCCGGCGAGGGGCAUGGGCAGUGCUAACGGGCGGUUGCUACCUAGAACCCCAACAGAGCGGCUUCUCCAAUGCCUUUCACCUGUAUCUGUGGAUAACACUCCUCGGAGCUCCGUUUGUGCUGCAUCUGGCUGCAUCUCCCAGCAAAGUUGCUCUUGGGAUUUAUUGUGGUAUGAUAGCUCUCCUUUUUACUGUGAUAAAGACUAUUAACUACCGGCUUCACCUUAUGUUUGAAGAAGAAGAAAUUAUUCAUCACAAUGUUCAGGGUGUUGCUUCCACAAAGAAUAGAACCGGAUCUGGAGCAAGGAAUAAUUGUGAACCAGAACUGAUGCCGUCUUUUAGUCCUGGGAAUGGCACGCAAGAUAUCCAUCUGACUGUUCUUAAAAGGGAUAGUUCAAAACCACCAGCCCACCGCAACUCUUGCCAAUCCAUGCUGGACCCUGUGGUCAGUGAUGACUCUGAUUUGCCGACAAAUCCUAAAGAUGCGGAAGCGCUGAAAGAUAAAGACUUCAGAAGACUUACUGCAGCUCAUGAAAGUAAUGUCCUCUCACUUGAGCCAACUUACAGAGCUCGUUUAAUGUUAAAGAGGGAAGGAGAAGACCUUAUCCAGAACAGUGCAGCACCCUUGAUACUGUCUAAUUCCACAGUGUGUUUCCAUCAGACAGUUUCUCAAGAUGCAGAAUCCAACAAACAACCCAAAGGAGAGUAUGAUACCUUGAAAGAACAGCCAUCAUUCCUUUCCCCAUCUACAGUGCCGUGCCAAUCAACUAUUAAUGCUACAGGACAAUUAGAUGGUUCUGAAAAUACUAAGCAUUGUGUUUUAGGUCAGAUUUGUACUGUGGCAUCAUUUGCCAAAUCGGCCAAUUUCGAUGGGACCCCAAAUGAGAUGAUGGAUACAUUCAAUUUGUCAGAGCAACUGGUGUCUACUGAACAAUGCAUAGAUGAAUUAAACCCAGACCAUCAGUGUACUGAUGUAUCAGAGAGUAAGUGUGAUGUGUUAAUGAUCAAAGCAGGUAAUGCUAAGCCGGGACCAAUGUGCAAUGGGAAUCUUGUUACUGAUGAAAAUAAAUCUUUCAAGAAAUGUUUCAGUCAAACAAAGGAAACCCGUGGGAAUAUUGCUGGUCAUGCUGAUUGUGGGAACCAGAAGCCACCAAGUGAACCAGGUACCAACCCUGCAGUGAUCAAAAUAACCGAUCUGAGAGCAAAAGAGGAUGAUUUGAAUGAUCCCGAUGAUGAAAGGGUUCCAGCUAACAACUUUUCUUUGGUGCAGCCUACAGAAAGCAAAGAAGUAGAACUCUGCUGUGAUAAGAAUUCCAGCAAGCACUUAAUUCACAGUUUGGAACCUAGAACUAAUCAAAAUAAUUUAGUUCAGUGUCCUAAUCGAACACCAAGUUUGCCAAAUAUGCAAGAUUCAGACUUGACAGACAUUACAGUUAAUUCACUGGGGCUGCAAGAAAUUAUGAGAAAGAGCACUGACACUAUUAAUAAUGCUGAUUUAAUACCCUCGCCAUUUUUGUAUGUUAAUGUGAAUAAAGGGACGCAGAUGACAGGUUCUGAUAAGUUCAUAUCAAAGGCAGAUCUUGCUGUCAGACCAAAGUCUUCCAGUUUUCUUAAAAGGGCUCUGUCUAGUCACCAGUGUGAUAAGCAGAAGCCAAGGAAACAAGUAAGUGUUGGUACUGACUCCACUGUUUGUGUUGGCAAUGAGUCUUGGUCCACUACAGUGGCCUCCAAGGACAAUAAAGGUGAAGAUGAGGACAUAAGUGAUCAUACUAGUCUCGGCAGCACUUCAAGUCUGCAAUCUCAUCAUAAUCUUUCAAUAGAAACCUCUUCCAGUACUAAUUCGCAGACUUAUUGUUCCCCAGAUCACACUCAUCACAACCACCAAAAUUCACACCGAUCAUCCAAUUCCAGAGCUGUGUCAGACUCUUUCUUGAAAGUUGUGCAUUGUCUAAUAGAAAACCAGAGGCAACAUGAAGAGCAAGCUGUGACCAAUUGCUCCCUGCAAACGCAUAUCACGGUGCUUAGUGCAAAUGGAGGAGCAGAUGUGGUCUUGAGCAGGACAUCCAGAGGAAGCACUAACAAUCAGGGAAGAACAUUAACCACUUCAAAGUCAGAUCUAGAGGCCAAAGAAGGGCAGAUCCCAAAUGAGUCAAACUUUAUAGAGUUCAUUUCCUUGUUGGAAUCAAUUAAUAGUUCAAGAAUUAAUGCAGCAAGCUGGACAGGUGAUUGUCGAGAGGAGGGUGCCAUGGGUGGAGGUAUGAUUUUUACCAUGUUAGGAUGUGUUUUUAUGCCCCUAUCAGAGACCAGAACACAAAGUACUCAGUGGCAUGACUGUAACAACCAUCCAAGAGGACCAGCAAUACGUCAACAGCAAAACGUAGAGAACAAUACCACAGUUUCUGCAAUCUUUGCUGGAACGCCACAGAGGUCACGAGGUAACCGAGGAGAACAGAACCAUGCUUGUUCAUUACACUGGGAUAUCUCCAUGUGUCCAAAUGAUAGUCUAAGAUAUGAAGCUUCAUCACAUCAUGAUACCUCUACUGGAGCCACACACUUCUUUGUAGAUGAGCUUGGGGCAGUAAGAUCAUACACAUUUGGACAUGAAAGCAGAGGUUUUGAAAAUUCUUUGGAUCAUCCUCCAAGUUCAGAACAUAUUCAUAGUUCAUGGGAUCAUCAGUCCAACUCUCGCAGUUCCCCUUCAGAUGGACACAAUGCUGCAGGGGGGAGAACAGAUGAGCUACCCCAGCAAAGACAGCCAGUCAUAUUGCAGAGAAUGCGAAUUAGAAGAUAUUCAGAAACACAUCAGGAUAGGGUUGGUAAUCGUGUAUCAGCUGUUAAAGUAAUAGAGGAAAAGUCCAAAUGGAGACAGUCCUACAGAUUUUGGAUUUUACCCGGCAAAUGGGUGGAAAUUCGUUAUGAUCGCUUGGCUUUAUUGACUUUACUUGACAGGAAUCAGGAGAUUGGAGAAAAUGUGUUAGCUGUUUGCUUGGCUGUUCUUGUUGCCCUUCUUGGAUUCAGUCUCCUUAACCAAGGGUUUUUCAAGGACCUUUCAGUCCUGCACUUCUGUCUGGUUAUUGCAAGCUGUCAAUAUUCCUUGUUAAAAAGUGCUCAGCCUGAUCCAGCAUCACCUGUACACGGUCACAACAGAAUUGUUGCAUACAGUAGAUCUAUUUAUUUUUCAAUCUGCUGUAGCCUUGUGUGGGUUUUCGAUCUUGGGAGUAAGUCCACUCAACUUCCAAUUUCUACUCUGUACGGAAUCAGAUUAAUAUCUCCAGAAAACUUUGCUCUUGCCAGAGAUUUUAUUAUUGGGUUCACACAGUGUUUCCCUAUCAUUUUCCUACUGGGUCUUCUUCCACAAAUAAAUACCUUUCUCACAUACUUGUUGGAACAAAUAGAUAUGCACAUCUUUGGUGGAUCUGCUACAACAGGGCUAAUCUCAUCACUGUAUGGCUUUUCUCGCAGUUUACUUGCUGUAACGCUGCUGUAUGCUUUAUGUAUUGGCACUAUAAAGGUACCAUGGGAUGCUCAGCAUAUUCCAGUGUUAUUUUCAGCUUACUGUGGACUGCUGGUUGCUUGUUCCUAUCACCUCAGCAGACAAAGCAGUGAACCAGCUGCCUUGGUGUCCCUAAUUCGCUCUAAAUUGUUCAAUGAGUUGGACGUCCAGAAUCCUGAGCAUCCUCUGUCAGAAAGCAAAGAUGUUCUUCCUGAAAAGCUGAGGAAUUCUGUGAGAGAAGUCUUGAAGUCCGAUCUUGUUAUGUGUGCAGUAAUUACUCUUCUAACUUUCGCAGUCAGUGCAACUACUGUUUUCCUUUCACUGAAGCCCUUCCUUGGUAUUGUAUUGUGUGUUUUAGCUGCGACAGUCGGAUUCUUGGCACAUUAUCUGCUCCCCCGGCUGCGAACACAAGUUCCAUGGUUUUGCUUUGCGCACCCUUUACUUAAAACAAAGGAAUAUCGACAGUUUGAAGUCCGAGAUGCAGCCCAACUCAUGUGGUUUGAGCAAUUGUACGUUUGGCUUCUUUGUUUAGAGAAGUACAUUAUCUACCCAGCUGUGGUGCUCAACGCACUUACCAACGAUGCUUUCUCUCUCAGUAGUCAGAAGAAGCUUGGUAUACACUGUGAUGUUUUAAUGAUGACCAUGGCCAGUAUGAAGCUACUGCGCUCAUCCUUCUGUAAUCCAACGUACCAAUACAUAACUUUGAGUUUCACCGUUCUCUUCUUCCGGUUUGACUGCAGUGGUAUCUCUGAGACAUUUUUGUUGGAUUUCUUCCUGAUGUCAGUUCUAUUCAGCAAGCUGUGGGACUUGCUGCUCAAGCUUCAGUUUAUUAUGACCUACAUUGCCCCUUGGCAGAUCGCUUGGGGUUCAGCCUUCCAUGCUUUUGCACAUCCCUUUUCUGUACCUCAUUCAGCUAUGCUGUUCAUUCAAGCUCUUGUAUCGUCACUUUUUUCCACUCCUCUUGCUCCAUUCCUUGGUAGUGCCAUUUUCAUGAUGUCCUACGCUAGACCAGUAAAGUUCUGGGAGAGGAAUUAUAACACCAAACGGGUGGAUCAUUCAAAUACGAGACUGGAUUCACAGAUAAACAGAAGUACUGGGGCUGAUGAUAACAAUUUAAACUCCAUCUUCUACGAGCAUUUAACAAGGUCGCUGCAGCAGAGCUUGUGUGGUGACUUGAUCCUGGGUCGCUGGGGAAGCUACAGCACGGGUGACUGCUUCAUCUUGGCCUCAGAUUACCUCAAUGCCCUUGUUCAUUUGGUAGAAAUUGGCAACGGCCUUGUAACUUUUCAGCUCAGAGGACUUGAGUUCAGAGGUACAUAUUGCCAGCAGAGGGAAGUUGAAGCAAUAACAGAGGGUGUUGAGGAUGAUGAGGGCUGCUGCUGUUGUUGUGAACCAGGACAUUUGCCUCACAUGUUGUCAUUCAACGCUGCUUUCAUUCAGCGUUGGCUGGCCUGGGAAGUUACAUCCUCUAAAUACGUACUAGAAGGCUACAGUAUCAGCGACAACAAUGCAGCAUGUAUGUUGCAGAUGUUUGACCUCAGAAAGAUGCUUAUCACCUAUUACGUAAAGAGCAUAAUAUAUUACUUGAUUUGUUCUCCAAAACUGGAAGACUGGUUACGCAAUGAAUCUAUACAGGAAGCCUUGCAUCUGUGCACAACAUGGAAUUAUGUUGAUAGGGACCCAGGGGUUUUUAAUGUGAACAUUGAUGAAGACUAUGAUCAUUGCCUCAAGGGAAUCUCAAGAGCCAGCUUCUGUAAUACUUAUUUAGAGUGGAUUCAACACUGCACCAGUAAAAGGACAAAGCCUGUGAGAAGUGAUGGAGAUUCUCUACUCGUUACCCUUUGUUACAGCCUUUCUAUUUUUGGCAGAAGAGCUUUGGGAACCGCAACACACAACAUGUCCAUCAGCUUGGAAUCAUUUCUAUAUGGGUUGCAUGCCUUAUUUAAAGGAGAUUUUAGAAUCACCGCCAAACAGGAAUGGAUCUUUGAAGACAUAGACCUGCUUCACAAGGCCGUUGUCCCAGGAAUCCGAAUGUCCCUGAAGCUUCACCAGGAUCACUUCACUUCAUCCGAUGAGUAUGAGGAUCCUGAGAUUCUGUACAAUGCCAUCAGCAGCCAUCAGCAGACAAUGGUCAUCUGUCAUGAAGGAGACCCACUAUGGCGCCAAUCCAUCCUGUCAAAUGCAGAGGCUUUACUUGCACUGCGGCAUGUGGUUGAUGAUGGAGUUGAUGAAUACAAGAUAAUUAUGCUCCAUCGACGUUUUAUCAGCUUUAAAGUGGUGAAGGUAAAUAAAGAAUGUGUGAAAGGACUGUGGGCAGGACAGCAACACGAGCUGGUGUUCCUCCAGAAUCGCAACCCGGAGCGAGGCAGUAUUCAAAAUGCUAAGCAGGCCUUGAGAAACAUGAUCAAUUCCUCGUGUGAUCAGCCAAUUGGCUAUCCGAUUUAUGUCUCACCUCUCACAACAUCCUACGCUGGAUCACACAAGCAGCUCAAGAAUAUCUGGGGAGGUCCAAUCAGUUUGGAGAAUCUCAACAUGUGGUUCACUUCUAGGUGGCAGAAAUUGCGCAAAGGCUGCACUGGAGGUAACAUUGAUGAUUCAGAUUGUGGAGGAGCUUCCUCAGCCAGCAGCAACAACUACACUGGGAACACAACUCAAAGCAUCAGCUCCAAGCAAACAAGGGCCUGGAGGCCACACGCGGUAGCUUCGUUGACUGCUCGCCAGGCCAGGGGUAUAUCAGUCGGUGGUAACACCAGGAUGUUGCUAUGUUAUAAUUACUGUUACAUUAAUUCUCCCUCCCUAAGUAUGGAAUCUUGUGCUGCUCUUGGGAGAAGAAAGCAAGGCAGGCAGAAAAAAAAAUUAAUUGAACUAGAAGCCAAAAAUCAAAUUCUGAACAGUGCAAUUAAGUUCUCAGAAUUUUUAAAAGGACGGAGGGAACAGAGGAGCUGUUCAGUGCAAGCUUGCUCGUCUCAUUCAGAGAUCCAACAACCAGCUGCUAUGAGUCAGUCAGGGUCAUUGUUGGAAACAGAGCAGCCAACUUCACAGGCAUCAACAUCCGUCCAAGGUUUCGUUCAAAGAUUAUCCAACAGCCAGCUGUCAUUCAAUAAUUCAAUUGCUUCUAUGUUAUCUCAAGUACCUCACCUCUCCACUGCUAGUCAGCUCAGUAGCCAAGGCCAUUUGGGCACACAGAACAGGCGCAGCAUCACCUCCUCCACGAGCUCUACCCUUAGCCUCUUGUUUGGGAAAAGAAGUUUAUCCAGUGGACUUGUGAUAUCUGGGCUCUCAGCAGCAGAAGGAGGGAAUACUACUGACACCCAGUCAACAAGCAGUGUCAACAUCGCAAUUGGACCAUCAGUCAGCCAUGGGAGCCAGAUGACAAGGGGCACCUCUGAUGCCUGGUCAUCUCUGGAUGUCACGACUUCCAGCCAUCAGAAAGAUGCAACAAACACAGAUGAUGCUUCACAUUCUCAGAAUGGAGACCAUAACUUGCAGGAAGAACAGAGGACUGUGACUUCUCACCCAGUGUGA